AUUACAACACUACUAUCCUUCUUCGACUAAAGACGGGCAGAAAACAAAGUUGUAUAUGAAUUUUCUGUCACAGAUAGAACAUAUAUUAUUGUUGAUGUUAAGGAGGACUGCUGAACAUUGAUGCUAAAAUGUCUUUCAGCCUGGAAGAUGUCUCAACUGCUCCUUCAUUCUCAAGCAAACAGAUUCCUUAUUAACAUUUCUUUUUUACUGUUUACAUAUUUUUAUCAGUAAGGUUCUACACAAUAUUUUAACAUGUUUCUAAUAAGAUAUCACAUAUACACACCUCUCCAUGCAGUGGUUCCCCAAGCACACUAGGAUAUGUAAUUGGUGAAUAUCUCAUGUUAGCAACUGCUUCACCGGACGAACUUGCAGUGGCUUGAGGCAGAAGUCGAGGGGUCCCAAAUGUAGGGCAGUAAAGGUGUUGAUCCAACAUUUGCAUAUGCAUAGCCAUCAUAUCUCGCCUCCGAUGGAUCUCCAAAAUGAGAGUGAACAGAGCUUCAUCAUCUGGUAUGUUUUCUAAAAACUGCAACCCACUGCGGAGAAGUUCAUAAAAUGGUAUGUGGCCUUUAUCAUUCUCUACCAGCAACCAAAUAACAUCUAAACAGCUGUGUAGCCACUCAAUUAGGGCCUUAUCUGGUUUCCAAUAUUUCGCACCAUCAAAUUCAUCAACACCAUGUAACUUUUGGUCCCAAUUAAUCAACCAGUUGCUGAAUUUUCCAAUUAGUCUGGGGGUAUUCCUGUAAUUUCAUUAAUUUACAGCUCAACCUUACAAUUGCUGACUCUUUCUGCGGUCGCUGAACACGUGGACUCCCAAUUCCUCAAAGGUAAAAACUCAUUCAACGGAACUUGUUACAAGCAUCCACUUCCAAGUUGAGCAUCUAUUGCCCCAAAAUCCAGCAGACCUCACUUGCUAAUUCAACGAAUUUAGAGAAGUUAGCCUUUUUCGAUUCACAUAUACCACAAAGAGCAGGUUUAUUCCAAUCACUCCAGCAUUUCAUUUUAUUUAUGCUUUCUGUUCUACUUUUUCUUCUUCUGCAAAAAGAUCAGAUCUUUGUGGUUUUGGCUUGAUUAGCAAUAUUUUCUUCAGUUUGGUCUUAAGAUCCGUUUUAGAAAGCUGAAAACAAACUGAGGUUGAGUUCUGAUUUGUUCUUUGUUUUUAUUAAUUUGUUUUGGAUUUUUUAUGUGAAUUCUAAGUUGUCUUCAUUUUUUUCGUGAUGUUCUACUUUCUUUAAAUCUUUAAAAGUUUUUGGGACCAUGGGAGUAAAAUUAAAAAUGGGACCCAAAUAACUAUUAUAACAAUAGAAAUAAUGAGAUUGAAUCCAUGUCCGUUAUAACGAGACCCAAAAAGAGGAAGGAGUGCAGUAGAAGAAGAGUAGCGGAAGUUGCCAUUGCCAUAUCCUCGAUCCCCACAGACCCCUUCUCUCAAAUCACAGAGAUAAGUACUAUUUUUAUAAUUCUGCAGAUUCAGAUUCAGAAAAAUAAAUAAAGAAAAUAAAUAAACAAACGAAUACAAAGCAAAGUCAAAGCGUCAUUCAGAUUCAGAUGGUGUGAUUUGAAGACCAUUCAAUAGUUCUCUUUCUUCAAUCUUAGGUAAUGAAAAUCCUACAGUGUUUUUAUAAAAUAAUUUUCUUAGUUUCUUUUAUUUUGCAUUACCGUUCUUUAUUUAUUAUAUUUAGAUUUUACAGGUUUUUGGAUUAGUGAAAUUGAGUAUAAUGUUAUGUAGAUUUUGGUUAUGUUAAUUAGUAUGACUGUCAAUGUCAAAUACUUAGCUGAUCAGGUUUAAGCUAUUUGGUGAGAUUCAUAGUUAAUGCUUCUGUGUAACUGUGGGCUAAUUAGUGACACCAUUGUUUAGGUUAUACAUUUAGAUGAAUCUUUAUUGUAUUUAGAUUUUACAGGUUUUUGGAUUAGUGAAAUUGAGUAUAAUGUUAUGUAGAUUUUGGUUAUGUUAAUUAGUAUGACUGCCAUUGUCAAAUACUUAGCUGAUCAAGUUUAAGCUAUUUGGUGAGAUUCAUAGUUAAUGUUUCUGUAUAACCGUGGGCUAAUUAAUGACACCAUUGUUUAGGUUAUAGAUUUAGAUGAAUUGGUGAUUUAGGAAGAGAAGGGUGAUACAGUAAUUCUUUUUUUAUUUAUAAAAGGCUGGUCUUUAAAAGACUUAACCCGACGGGUUAUUACAUUCUAUUAUUUAUUAGUAGAAUGAACAAUAAAAUUUGUUACUUAGGGUUUGUUGAUGCCUUUUUUGGUUUGAAUGUUCUAAAUGCAGUUCUUUUGCGGUACCAAGCUUGUGAAAAAAAUGUAUCCCGGGCGAAGAAACAAACGACCAUAUGAACUCUGACAAGAAUGUCAGAAGACGUGAUAUUUAUGGGCAAAUAUCGCCCGAUAAAAAAAAGGCAAUGUUACUACAACGCCGCACCAAAGAACUUAAGCGGCAAAAAUGGAAUAGUUCCAUAAAAUCAAUAGUUGAUCCAGAUGAAAGAGUAAUGUAUCAAUGUCACCCUAUGAUUCGAAAAGAUAGUGUUGUUACCAUACGAGAGACUUCUUUUGCUGAUGACGAAGGUUAGACUGAACUAUUGCGUUUUAUUUACGUUAUGUUAGUGUAGCAACAGACAGAUAAAUAUUCAUAAUUUAUUAAGUAACUAUUUUAUACACAGAGUAGGAUAUCACAUGUUUACUUGCAUAUAUUAAAUGUAAAAUGUGUUUCAUAUUUGUCGCAAUUGGCAACAAGCAUGAUGUUAAUACUUCCUCAAGUUCUUUGGAUAAAGGAAAAAAUAUCGCUCAUGCGUUUUCUGUAUUUGAAAGAGGAUCAACAUCACAUAUAUCUAAGGGACAACAAAAUGUCUUCCCUAUUUCCACACGCAAAGGUUGUACCUUGACCAAAGUAAUCCAUAAGAAAAAUAAUGACAAAGAUACAGAUUAUGUACGAUUAAAACCUGUUCCAAACUGUAAAUUUUGCAAUGCAAAAAGGUUUCAAUAUGAACCUCCUGGAUUUUGUUGUGGCAGCGGGUCAGUUAAGUUAGUUUCAUAUGAACUGCCUAAUGAAUUAUCAGAUUUGUAUAAAGGCAACACUGAAGAAGCUAAGCACUUUCGAACCUACAUUAGAACAUACAACAAUAUGUUUGCCUUUACGUCACUUGGUGUAACCAACGAUAAAGUUUUGGCGAGGAGAUAUCAUGGUAUAUAUACCUUUCGAGUUCAAGGACAAAUAUAUCAUUUUACACCUGAUUUACUUCCUUCUGAUAAAAAAGGAAAGAAUAUGCAGUUAUACUUUUAUGAUAAUGAAAAUGAACUGGUUAACAGAAUAGCUUGUUCAAGAAAUAUCAACGAAUCAAUUGUAAAGAAACUUAUGCAUGUGCUAUCAAUUAAUCCAUAUUCUAUUUUUUUAAAAUUCUUGACAAAUGUCCCGAAACUGUCCGACUGCUAUAUCGCGCUUAAAUGUGAACCAAAGUCAGAUCAACGUGUAUAUAAUCUACCAACUACAAUAGAGGUGGCUGGAAUAUGGGUACAUGAUAAUGCUGCCGAUACUGUUUCUACCCCUCAUAUUUGUAUAUACACACAUAGUGACAAGAUUCAGUCAGUAAAGUAUUAUUAUGGAUGUUAUGACCCAUUACAAUACCCGUUGUUAUUUUCAUACGGUCAAAACGGAUGGCAUUGUGGUAUUAAAAAAAUCACGCGAAGAGAUUAACGUUAUUGUAAACAUGAAGAAUUACCGAAUGUAAAAAAUAUAUGUUCCAUUGAUGGAUUUCUUGAUAUGGAAGCUCAAAUUAUGGAAAAAGGAAAACGGAAAAGAGAGACAGUUUCUUGCCAUGAGUAUUAUUGUUACAAAUUUCAGAUAAGAGAGGAUGACAAAAAUGAAGUCCUACAUUGUGCAAGAUUAUUUCAACAAUUCAUAGUAGAUGUGUUCAUAAAGCUAGAAACACAAAGAUUAGAUUUUUAUUUUUUUAAUCAAGAUUUGUUUUGAAUAGAUAUGCUACAAGGACUUGUUGAUUUUUUAAGACUUGGGGAAACAGAAGCUUCCAAGAUUAGGAAGAAAACAUUCCUCCCUGUUACUUUUAUAGGAGGGUCAAGAGAUAUGCGUCGACGGUAUAUGGAUGCUAUUGCAUUAGUGCAACAUUUUGGGAAACCUGAUAUUUUUUUAACUAUGACAUGCAAUCCGUCUUGGCCAGAAAUAAACAACACUUGUUAUCAAUGGAUGAAACUCAAAAUAGACCUGAUUUAGUAUCACGAGUAUUCAGAGCAAAAGUAGAAGAAUUAAAGGCAGAUAUCUUAAAAAGAAAAAUCUUUGGAAAAGUUGCUGCUUUUAUGUAUACUAUAGAAUUUCAAAAACGUGGUCUUCCACAUACUCAUUUUCUUAUCAUACUUAGUGAUGAAUACAAAUUAUUAACCCCUGAGUCUUAUGAUAAGUUUGUUUGCGCUGAGUUGCCUGAUCGUAAUACCAAAGAGCACCUUUACUCACGCGUGCUUUAGCAUAUGAUGCACGGACCGUGUGGUGAUUUAAAUCCUACAAAUUCAUGUAUGGUAAAAAGAGGGCUUUGUAAAUUUGAUUAUCCAAAAGAUUUUGCUGAGCAAACAUCAAAAGGUAAGAAUUCGUAUCUAAUUUAUAGAAGACGAAACACAGGCGAACUUGUACAUAUAAGGGAACAAUAUCUGGACAAUUCAUGGGUUGUCCCAUACAACCCUUACUUACUUUGUAAGUUUGAUUGUCAUAUGAAUAUUGAAGUUUGUUCUGAUAUUAAAGUUGUAAAAUAUAUUUACAAAUACAUUUGCAAAGGACAUGAUAAAAUUGCCUUUUCUAUACAUAACAAUGAAGAAAUAGAUGAAAUAAAAGAAUAUCGAUCUGCUAGAUGGGUAACACCCCCUGAAGCGGCAUGGCGUUUAUUUGGUUUUCUUAUUAAUGAAAUGACUCCGAGUGUUUAUCAUCUUCAAUUACAUUUAGAAGGGCAACAAUUUGUUUCCUUUAAAAGUAGUGAAAUUGUUAAUAGAAUUCUAAAUAAUCCGAUGAUUAGAAAAACAAUGUUGACAGAAUUUUUUGUUAUGAAUGCAACUGAUGAACAUGCUAUAGCUAUGCAAUUACUGUAUAAGGAAUUCCCAGAACAUUUUGUAUGGUCUCCAGGAUAUAGAACGUGGACGUCGCAAAAAAUGUAACAUAAUCAGACGUGUUGUAACAUGUCAUCCAACAGAAGGAGAGAGGUAUUAUCUCAGGUUAUUAUUGAUGAAUGUGAGAGGACCUAAAUCAUAUGAAGAUCUUCGCACCGUUAACGAGGUACCCUGUGGUACAUUUAGAGAAUCAACAGAAAAAAGAGAAUUAUUAUACUGUAACAACAGUUUAAUUGAAUGUAUGUCGGAGGCUGUAAGCUAUCAAAUGCCAUAUAGCUUGAGACGUUUAUUUGCGACAUUGUUAGUAUAUUGCAAUCCUUCUAAUCCAAAAAUAUUAUGGUAAAUGUUUGAAGAUUCAAUGUCCGAAAACUUUAAACAUUUCUCUGUUUUUCAAGGAAAAACCGUUCGGCACAAGGUUUUAAGCCAUAUCAAUGAUAUCUUAUACUCUAUGGGACACGACAUAAAUGAGUAUAAGCUUAUCCCAGAGAAUAUUAGACCUUCUGAAAUUGCAAAGGAUGCAAAGGAUGUUCAUUUUGAAAGAAAUAUUAUUGUUAGUGAAAAAGACUUGCUCUUACCGAAGAGAUUGAAUGUUCAACAAUUACAUGCAUAUAAUACAAUAAUUAAUAGAGUAUUUUCUGGAAAACAAGGAGCUUUUUUCAUCGAUGGUCCUGGAGUAACAGGUAAAACAUUUUUGUACCGUGCAUUAUUGGCAACUAUCUGGUUCCAAGGAUUUAUAGCUUUAGCAACUGCAACUUCUGGUGUAGCAGCUUCUAUCCUUCCAGGAGGACGGACUGCUCACUCCCGGUUCGAAAUGCCUAUUGAUAUAGAUGAUAAUUUUUGCUGCAACAUUAGUAAACAAAGUUCCGUCGCACGUUUAAUUAGAGAUGCAAAAUUAAUUGUACGGGAUGAGGCAUCAAUGGCAAAAAAGAAUAUGAUUGAAGCUCUUGAUGCAGUUCUAAGAGAUAUUAUGAACGUCGAUACAAUGUUCGGUGGUAAAGUUGUUGUAUUUGGAGGUGACUUUAGACAAACUCUACCAGUUGUUCGAAAUGGGAAAAAAGAAGAUUUUAUUCACGAAAGCUUAUUGUAUUCUGAAAUUUGGAAUAAACUUGAAAAAUUAUGCUUAUCUGAAAAUAUGCGCGCAAGAAUAGAUCCUUCUUUUUGUGAAUAUUUACUCUGAAUUGGAAAUGGAACAGAAAUAACUAUCUGUGAAGAAAAAAUAGAGAUUCUUGAUUCCUUUGUUAUUCCUUUUACGACCGAAGAAGAAUUCUUAGAUGCAUUGUUUAGUGUAACAUAUCCUGAUUUGCAUGCAUUUUUUCCUGAUUCAUCUAUGAUAGCAUCUCGUGUUAUUUUAACAACGAAGAAUGACUUUGUCAACGAACUAAAUAAUAUGUUAAUCACUAAAUUCCCAGAAAUGUCUAAAACAUUUGUUGCAGUAGAUGAAACUAUUGAACCGAGUGAUCAAAGUCAGUUUGAAGAUUUUCUACAUAGUUUAGAUCCUCCCGGUUUACCGCCUUAUAAGUUAACUUUAAAGGAAAAUUGUCUAGUUAUAUUAUUACGAAAUCUGAAUCCUUGCAAAGGUUUAUGCAACGGCACACGGUUGACAUGCUGUCACUUUAAAACACAUGUUAUAAGUGCUAAAAUUGAAAGUGGUGAUUUAAAAAAUACAUAUAUAUUUAUUCCGAGAAUACCAUUGCUAACAUCACAAGAUGAAAAAAUACCUGUUCAAUUUAAGAGAACACAAUUUCCCCUACGAAUGUGCUUUGCUAUGACCAUAAACAAAGCUCAAGGUCAAACAUUAGAUUUUGUUGGAAUUUACUUA
Messenger RNA from Nicotiana tabacum (common tobacco), 6910 nucleotides. RefSeq lists its product as uncharacterized. The record is from RefSeq and is a predicted model, not a curated record. NCBI's taxonomy places the organism in Eukaryota, Viridiplantae, Streptophyta, Magnoliopsida, Solanales, Solanaceae.